Molecule: messenger RNA, 569 nt
Organism: Actinia tenebrosa (Australian red waratah sea anemone)
Lineage: Eukaryota; Metazoa; Cnidaria; Anthozoa; Actiniaria; Actiniidae
Product: DNA polymerase delta subunit 4
Biological process (GO): DNA-templated DNA replication; DNA synthesis involved in DNA repair
Cellular component (GO): delta DNA polymerase complex
Molecular function (GO): DNA-directed DNA polymerase activity
Source: RefSeq, a predicted model, not a curated record
UAUAACGUGCUUGUGGUCAUCAGUACGCGACCUCAGCUGUUCGCUGGAAAACAUCGAAACGAAACGAAAUUUAAAGCAAAUUUAAACAAAAUUUAUACACAAUGUCGAACAAAUUGAUUACAGAUACUUUUCCUACAGUCAAGAAGCAAAAGGUUAUCAAACAAAAGCCUCAAUCGGCGAAAACGCAAGAUAAAAAAGCUGAAGUUAAAAAGAUAGAUGUGGGUGUUUCUGUCCAAGACGAGAAAACACGUUUAUCGUUACUCAAAGAGUUUGAUUUAAACUCCGAGUAUGGUCCAUGUAUAGGAAUAUCAAGGCUGCAGAGAUGGGAGAGAGCUGAGAAGUUUGGUCUACAUCCAUCACAAGAUAUCAAAGAUAUCAUAACACAACAUCUAGAUGAUGAAACAUAUACUGAAUGCAUUUGGAAAGAUGAGAAACUAUAGUAAAAAACACCUAUUUCCUGGCUCAGAAUUUGGAAACACUAAUAUUGGAAGUUGCCAUGAAUGAGUAGUGCCCUGUGGAAAUAAUAGGUUCUACAAUAAUACAAAAUACAAACAUUACAUUCAUAACCC